GGAUGUUCGUGUAUUAAGUAAGCAAGUGUCCAUUCGAUUGGUUUUAAAUAAAAUGAGAAUUGAAGUGAUGCGAUUGCGUCAGUCAUAAGUUCUAUGAAUAAACGACGUACGUGUAAAAUAAUCUAUUUGGAAAAAAUAGAAAAGCCUAAGACCGCGGAUGAAAGGUUAUAUUCUGCAUUGGGGUGCACAUGCGUGUGCGACUGCAUUAUGCAAUAUAAUCUUAUGUAUGCGUUGACAACAUCGAAUUGACUGGCAAUACGAUGAGCUCCAAGGUUAGAGUAGAAUGGCUCAACUCGGUGCUCGAAAAGCGUCUGCAGCGUCGAUAGAAGACUCUCUCGUCACGUGCCAAUCGUGAAAUAUUUCUUCCUAUCUCGCUUGAUCGUGGCGGCAAAUUAUAUUUAUCAAUAAUGCAAGAGAACCGUGACUACUGUCGUAAAGUCAAUGUCAUCAUGUUUCCAACAAGUGAAUGUUCUAAAUCAUCGUAGCCUGGUACAUUGUAGUCAAAUCAUCAAUUGACAGCUUAACAGCUGGACACGAGAUUAAACGAUCUUGAAGAUGAGGGUCAUAUUGGUUAAGUUUCGUCAAUUCACAAAAGUGUACCCCAUUGCCAGGGGUAUGGCAUCUUAUACGGUGAUUUGGCCCGUGGCUAGUCUUAUACAGCAGAAAAUCAGCGGAAAGGAGCAGUUAGAUUAUAUACAAGCUAUGAGAUUUAGUUUAUACGGAGGCUUCUUUGUAGCUCCAACGCUCUAUUGUUGGUUGAAAUGUGCAUCGUACUUUUGGCCCAAACCUGAUCUUAAAUCAGCAAUUACAAAAGCCCUUGUUGAACAAGUAACUUAUGGUCCCAGUGCGAUGUGCUGUUUCUUUUUUGGUAUUAAUCUAUUGGAGCUCAAACCUAUCUCAGAAUGUAUAAACGAAGUUAAGGUAAAAUUCUGGCCAACUUAUAAGGUUGGAGUGUGCGUCUGGCCUAUCCUUCAGACUAUCAACUUUUUCUUUAUUCCAGAAAGAAAUCGUGUGAUUUACGUUAGCAUUUGUAGUCUUAUGUGGACUUCUUUCUUAGCGUACAUGAAGGCCUUAGAAUCAAAAAGAACCAAAGACCUUAUCAAUAUCGAAAGUAACAUAAAUAAUUCAUUAAUAAAUAAUGUAAAAACGAAUAACCAGUCAACUUAAGAGACUGAAUUUAAAACUAGGUGC
Molecule: messenger RNA, 1191 nt
Organism: Ceratosolen solmsi marchali
Lineage: Eukaryota; Metazoa; Arthropoda; Insecta; Hymenoptera; Agaonidae
Product: mpv17-like protein
Exons: 4
Coding region: 556-1167 (203 amino acids)
Cellular component (GO): membrane; cytoplasm; mitochondrion
Source: RefSeq, a predicted model, not a curated record